Daldinia caldariorum is the source of this 1194-nucleotide messenger RNA. Its product is annotated as Rhodanese-like protein. Gene Ontology annotation, cellular component: mitochondrion. Bases 249 to 905 code for a protein of 218 amino acids. The record is from RefSeq and is a predicted model, not a curated record. Gene Ontology annotation, molecular function: thiosulfate-cyanide sulfurtransferase activity. The transcript is spliced from 2 exons. NCBI's taxonomy places the organism in Eukaryota, Fungi, Ascomycota, Sordariomycetes, Xylariales, Hypoxylaceae.
GCAAUCGAGUUUACCUAAUCGAGAGCAGAUUGCAGGCGUUGAAUUACAUCAAUUAUUUAUACAUACAACCUCUAUCAAAAUAUAUACAAAAGGUACAUCCAAGUUCAGACGAAUUGUUUGUAGUGGACGUUGUUUAAAUAUUGGUACUUACCUUAGGUACCUUAUGUAUUUACACAAGCACAACAGCUUAAAGGAAACGCAUUAGCAAAAACAGAAAAAAAAAAAAAAACAUUUACAUACAUCCCACCAUGGCGACACGACGAUUUGCGCUCAACGGCGCCGGUGCCGCUCUACGCGGCAGCACCUCCCGGCUAAUGGGUUUGCGUUCGGGUUCGAGCUCGGCCAGUAUACCCAUAGCUACCUCGCAUCUACUCCUACGAGAUUCCUUCGGCACGACAUCGCGAGCAACCAGGAGGAGGGGAUGUGGUACACCACCGAGCGCCCUUGCGCCACCACAAGUCCUACCGCGCCUUGCCCCGAGAAGAAGUAUCCGGUGGUCCUCCUCCGAUUCAGCAGCGUUCGGGGGCCAGAGCAAGAUAUGGAGUUUCGAACAGAUCCAAGCCGCCACCACCUCCUCCUCCCCCAAAGUCACCAUAAUCGACGUGCGGGAGCCCACGGAGCUCGUCGCGACGGGGCGUAUCCCCGGCGCCCUGAACGUGCCCAUCGGCAGCGCGCCAGACAGCUUCCACAUCCCGGCGGCCGAGUUCGCCGCGCGCUACGGGUUCGAGCGGCCCCCGUCCGCCGACGGCGCCGCCGGCGCCGGGGAAGUCGUGUUUUAUUGCAAGGCUGGCGUGCGCAGUCGCGCGGCCGCCCAGAUCGCGCGCGACGCCGGCUGGAAGAACGUCGGCGAGUACCCCGGCAGCUGGCUGGAUUGGGUGGCCAAGGGGGGGAAGAUCGAGCGGUGAUUUGGGAAGAGAGAUAGAUACCCACGACUGGGCUGGGAUAAAUAAAUACCUAACCUAACCUAAGGUACAUAAAUAAGGGACCGAUGCUCGAUACGAAGAGGAGAGAAGUUGGGAAUUAUAUGGCAAUAACUAGUUGCGAUGACCUAGGGUAGGUUAGGUAGUUAGUCGUUUGUGAUGACCCCUACUCCCUACUCUCGCCGUGUUUGUAUAUAAAAGGGAGCGGGAUAUCACGAGAAGAGAUACAAGGUAUAUACCUCUAAAUGUACCUGACCUAGAUAAGAGCUAAAAG